CCUACUUAUAAGGACAUCUUGUGGAUACAACUUGUGUUUCUCCCAUACUGGAUACUCCAGUAUAUAUCUUGGUAUAUACGCUGGGUGUGGAAAUUCUGGAUUAUGAAGGAGGAUUAUGGUGAAGAAGAGAAGUUGUAUAUGAUUCGCAAGUUCAUGGGACUUAGUCAUGGACAGUUUGAAAACCUGGAAGAAAAUAUAAAAAUAGACUACUUAAAGCAAGAACUAUGGAUUAGAGAAAAUUACGAAGCAUGGAAAGCUGAGCGUGAUGCAGAAAUGAAGAUGAAAAUGGCACAGUCAGGCCGAUACAAGUCAUAUCGUCGUUAUAUGAAAGCCAAUGGACCUGGUCGCAUGUACUUUGACGACUCCUAAAUUUAGUACAUAUAAGUAAUAUAUUAUUUUAUAAAUAUAGGGUAACUUUACUGUUAAGUAAUGCCAAGAAUAUUAAUAAUUUUACUGUUACGAAAUAAUGCCAAGGGCAUGCAAAAGCCUUGUAAUGGCUUUAAUGAUGCACUUCAACUGUUGUAUAGAUUAUACAGUAGGUUUGUUAUACUGCAUCACAUAAUAUAAGGUUAUUACUUAGCAUGAAGGAUGCUUCUUUAAUGAUAUGGCAGGUGUAUAGUUAAACUCAAGGUAAAGUUCUUGCAUGGAGUCAUUUGAACUUUUCCAAUUUGAUAGGUUAAGUCUUUGCUUAUUCAAACUUGAUCCUAGUGUUUAUUGUUGCUUAUUAGUUGUAAUAUAUUGUCGAAGAAUGUUACACAACUGUUAUUUAUGUACCAAUAUGUUGUGGGUCAAAGCCACUUGGUAUUUGUGUUAAAUAUUAAGUGCCAUACCUGCAUCUUGAGUUAUCAUCUUCAUAAAAAAUAUAUUUUUAACUCAUCCUUUAGUAUUAUUGGUUGGGCAACAUUGAAUUGUUUCUUUCUGACAAAUACAGGUGCUGUGUAAGGCAAAAGAUCAAUUGUAGACUUGUAUGAAACAGAUAUUUCUUUUCCUUUUUUUAUUAUUGUGAAAAUAAAUGAAGCCAAUCAUUUAUAUUAAUUCAACAUGAUAUUUUGAUUUUUUAGCCCAAAUGCCAUUAAAAACAUGGUUGAAAUCAUUGGUAAUACAGAGAAGAUGCAGAGAGACUAUAAUAACUGUAAUAAUGGUGUCCAUCUUGCCUGUAGUAAAUUACACUGGUCAACACCAAGUUAAACUGUAUUUUCUCAUCAGAGAUUUAAACACAUUUUCUGAACAAUAUUAAAUGCUGAUUCUAAAUGUUAUUUUUUCCCAGCUCUAGUUUUCAAAAAAUGACAAUUUUAUAUUUUGUUUAACAGGAUUUAGGAUGUAAUAAAUUUUUAUAAUUUAA
This is a messenger RNA of Cherax quadricarinatus, 1342 nucleotides long. RefSeq names its product dnaJ homolog subfamily C member 25 homolog. Gene Ontology annotation, cellular component: endoplasmic reticulum membrane. The record is from RefSeq and is a predicted model, not a curated record. NCBI's taxonomy places the organism in Eukaryota, Metazoa, Arthropoda, Malacostraca, Decapoda, Parastacidae. Gene Ontology annotation, biological process: protein folding.